GGCCGAAUCCGGGCGAGCCGAGCACCGACUGCAGCCCCUUUUGAAUGUGUCUCUCCGUCUGCCUCCCUGGGAAGUCAGAUCGAGGCUGGAGUUCCAUUGGAACCCUGCGCUGCAUUCCUUUCCAUUCAUGCUGGGCAGCAGCGGCGGCGGCGGCGGCAGAAAAGCAAGUGGAGCGCGGAGCCCGGAGUUGCAGCGCGGGGGUUGUUCGGUGUGGAAUGUAAUCAUGGCAGGCGCCUCCGAAGCAAGCUCCGAUUCAAGCUGACUGAGCAGGAUGCCGGCACCCACAAUGUCCUGAAUGUGGAGACUGGUGGAAGAAGAGGAGACAUUAGUCCACAGACAGCUCCUUUCCCUUCUCCACUGCCUUCUGUUUUGCUUCAUUUUUUUCCAGUGGAUAGGUUAAUGCACAACCAUUGCUGGAUGUGAUUCUUUCGCCAUGUGGCUCCUGAGACUAAAGCACCAUUUGUCGGUCAAUAUCUGGACCUUGCUGCUUCUGGGGAGUGCUUGGCUGCCAUUGGAAGAAGGCACUCCCAAGUCCAACUCUCCCUUUAGGACUUUCCAGGUCACCGACUGGAGUUUGACACACUUGGUGGUCCACAACAAAACUGGGGAGGUGUAUGUGGGUGCUGUCAACCGGAUCUAUAAGCUUGCAGACGAUCUGACACUGAUGCGUACUCAUGUCACGGGGCCCGUGGAUGACAAUGAGAAGUGCUACCCACCGCCUAGUGUGCAGUCUUGUCCACAUGGGCUAGUCAGCACCAACAAUGUCAACAAGUUGCUGCUGGUGGAUUAUUCUGGGAAUCGACUGAUAGCCUGUGGCAGUGCUUCUCAGGGCAUUUGCCAGUUUCUGCGCUUGGACGACCUUUUCAAGUUGGGUGAGCCCCAUCAUCGCAAGGAGCACUACCUCUCCAGUGUCAAUGAGUCAGGAACUAUGUCAGGCGUCAUCAUUGAAGUCCCAAAUGGGCAAAACAAGCUCUUCAUUGGAACACCCAUUGAUGGCAAGUCUGAGUACUUCCCUACCCUGUCCAGCCGUAAACUGAUGGCCAGUGAAGAGAAUGCAGAGAUGUUUGGCUUUGUUUAUCAGGAUGAGUUUGUCUCAUCCCAGCUCAAGAUUCCUUCAGACACACUGUCCAAGUUCCCCACAUUUGAUAUCUACUACAUCUAUAGCUUCAGCAGUGAGCAGUUUGUCUAUUACCUGACCUUGCAACUAGACACCCAGCUUACCUCGCCUGACUCCACUGGGGAGCAGUUUUUCACCUCCAAGGUCGUUCGGCUGUGUGUAGAUGAUCCCAAGUUCUACUCAUAUGUGGAAUUCCCCAUUGGUUGUAUUCGUGAUGGCAUUGAAUAUCGCCUGAUUCAGGACGCUUACCUAAGUAAGCCCGGAAAGGCACUGGCCAAGCAGUUGGGUAUCUCAGAGCAGGAGGAUAUCCUCUUCACAAUCUUCUCUCAGGGCCAGAAGAACAGGGUGAAGCCACCAAAGGAAUCUGUCCUUUGCCUCUUCACACUGAAGAAGAUCAAAGACAAGAUCAAGGAGCGCAUCCAGUCUUGCUAUCGUGGGGAGGGGAAGCUUUCUCUGCCCUGGCUUUUGAACAAGGAGUUGGGAUGCAUAAACUCACCCCUGCAAAUUGAUGACAAUUUCUGUGGUCAGGAUUUUAACCAGCCAUUGGGUGGAACAGUCACCAUUGAAGGUGUGCCGCUCUUUGUGGACAAGGAAGAUGGCAUGACAUCAGUGGCUGCGUAUGACUACCGUGGGCACACCGUGGUCUUUGCUGGGACACGGAGAGGCAGGAUUAAAAAGAUCCUUGUGGACCCUGCCAAUCCCAUUGGACGUUCAGCAUUGCAGUAUGAGAAUGUCAUAGCACAUGAUGGCAGCUCCAUCUUGCGGGACUUAGUGCUCAGCCCUGAUCUCCAGUACCUCUAUGCUAUGACUGAGAAACAGGUGACCCGUGUGCCAGUGGAGAGUUGUGAGCAAUAUACAACCUGUGCGCUAUGUCUGGGCUCUAGGGACCCUCACUGUGGCUGGUGUGUCCUGCACAACAUCUGCUCACGGAAGGACCGAUGUGAAAGAGCUGAUGAACCUCAGCGCUUUGCUUCAGAUCUACGCCAGUGCGUCCAGCUCACCAUCCAGCCCAAGAACAUAUCGGUCACCAUGUCAGAAGUCCCGCUGGUUCUGCAGGCCCGGAAUGUCCCUGAUCUCUCUGCUGGUGUGAACUGCUCAUUUGAAGAUUUUACAGAGUCUGAAAGUCGCAUUGAAGAUGGCAAGAUCUACUGUAGUUCUCCUUCUGCAAAAGAUGUCAUCCCUAUUACCAGAGGGCGAGGCGACAAGCGAGUGGUAAAGCUCUACCUCAAAUCCAAGGAGACUGGGAAGAAGUUUGCAGCUGUGGAUUUUGUCUUUUACAACUGCAGUGUUCACCAAUCUUGCCUGUCCUGUGUGAAUGGAUUCUUCCCUUGCCAUUGGUGUAAAUAUCGUCAUAUUUGUACCCACAAUGCCGCUGACUGUUCCUUUCUGGAAGGGCGUGUCAACAUGUCUGAGGACUGCCCGCAGAUCCUUCCAUCUACCCAGAUAUAUAUCCCUGUGGGUGUGGUGAAGCCCAUCACUUUGACUGCCAAAAACCUGCCACAGCCACAGUCUGGACAGCGCAAUUACGAGUGCAUCUUCCAUAUCCCUGGCACAUCCCAGCGUGUUACUGCCCUGCGCUUUAACAGCACCAGCAUCCAGUGCCAAAACACUUCGUAUUCCUAUGAAGGGAAUGGCAUCAGUGACCUCCCAGUGAACCUUUCUGUGGUAUGGAAUGGGAACUUCAUCAUUGACAAUCCCCAGAACAUCCAGGCUCACCUAUACAAGUGCUCAGCUCUGCGCGAAAGCUGUGGGCUGUGCCUCAAGGCAGAUCCACGCUUCGAGUGUGGCUGGUGUGUGUCAGAAAAGCGAUGUUCCCUGCGCCAACAUUGCCCAGCCUCUGAGAGCAGCUGGAUGCAUGCCAGCAAUGGCAAUAGCCGCUGUGCGGACCCCAAAAUCAUUAAGCUGACACCUGAAACAGGCCCCCGGCAGGGCGGUACUCGCUUAACCAUCACUGGAGAGAACCUCGGCCUGAAGUUUGAGGAUGUACGCUUGGGUGUGUGGGUUGGCAAAGUGACGUGCAUGCCCAUCGAGAGUGAAUACAUCAGUGCUGAGCAGAUCGUCUGUGAGAUUGGAGAAGCCAGCCCAAGCAAAAUCCAAGAGGCCCCUGUGGAAGUUUGUGUCAGGGACUGCUCCCCCAGCUACAAGGCUAUAUCCCCGAAAAGCUUCACCUUUGUGACUCCCACUUUCUCGCAAGUGUCACCAGCUCGGGGCCCUGUCUCUGGGGGCACCUGGAUCAGCAUAAAAGGAAAGCACCUUGAUGCAGGAAGUGACAUCACAGUAACCAUUGGAGGGCAACAGUGCGCCUUUCCAAGGAGAAAUGCUGUUGAAAUCCGGUGCAGGACACCACCUGGCCAAAGCUCAGGAGAGUCUCCCAUCCUCAUCCAUAUAAACCGGGCUAUACUUAGCAGCCCUGAGGUGGCAUAUUUCUAUACAGAUGACCCCACCAUUCAGAAGAUAGACCCCGAAUGGAGCAUCAACAGUGGUGGUACAUUGUUGACUGUGACAGGCACCAAUCUGGCCACUAUCAAAGAACCCAGGAUCCGAGCCAAGUAUGGCUCUGCUGAGAGUGAGAAUAACUGCACAGUCUACAACGACACCACCAUGGUGUGCUAUGCUCCCUCCAUUGACAACCCAGUCCGGAGUCCUCCAGAGUUUGGUGAUCGCCCAGAUGAAAUUGGUUUUGUCAUGGAUAAUGUCCAGGCCUUGCUGAUCAUCAACAAAACCAGCUUUGUCUAUUACCCAGACCCUGUGUUUGAGUCUCUCCCCUCUGGAAUGCUGGAGCUCAAGCCAAGCUCUCCACUCAUCCUCAAGGGCCGCAACCUGCUUCCUCCAGCACCUGGAAAUUCCCGGCUAAACUACACAGUGCUAAUUGGCGACACUCCCUGUGCUCUUACGGUUUCUGAGACCCAGCUUCUCUGCGAGUCACCCAAUCUCACAGGACAGCACAAAGUGACGAUCAAGGCUGGGGGCUUUGAAUUCUCCCCAGGGAUGCUGCAGAUCUAUUCAGACAACUUGUUGACCCUGCCAGCCAUUAUUGGAAUUGGUGGGGGUGGGGGUCUUCUCUUACUCAUCAUCAUCAUCGUCCUCAUUGCAUACAAGCGGAAAUCCCGAGAUGCUGACCGCACCCUCAAACGUCUACAGCUGCAGAUGGACAACUUGGAAUCCCGCGUGGCCUUGGAGUGCAAGGAAGCUUUUGCCGAGCUGCAGACAGACAUCCAUGAGCUGACCAAUGACUUGGACGGAGCCGGCAUCCCCUUCUUGGAUUAUCGCACCUAUGCCAUGAGGGUCCUCUUCCCGGGAAUAGAAGACCACCCUGUGCUGAAGGAAAUGGAGGUCCAGGCAAACGUGGAGAAGUCUUUGACCCUCUUUGGACAGCUCUUGAACAAGAAGCACUUCCUGUUGACCUUCAUUCGCACUUUGGAGGCACAGCGCAGCUUCUCCAUGAGGGAUCGGGGCAACGUGGCCUCUUUAAUCAUGACAGCGCUGCAGGGCGAGAUGGAGUAUGCCACUGGGGUGCUCAAGCAGCUUCUCUCAGACUUGAUCGAAAAGAACUUGGAGAGCAAGAACCAUCCAAAACUGCUCUUGAGGAGGACUGAGUCGGUGGCUGAAAAAAUGCUGACAAAUUGGUUCACGUUCCUUCUGUACAAGUUCUUAAAGGAGUGUGCAGGUGAACCUCUGUUCAUGCUUUACUGUGCCAUCAAACAGCAGAUGGAGAAGGGACCCAUUGAUGCUAUCACUGGAGAGGCUCGCUACUCCUUAAGUGAAGACAAGCUUAUCCGUCAACAAAUUGACUACAAAAUGCUGACGCUGAACUGUGUGAACCCUGAGAAUGAAAAUGCUCCCGAGAUCCCGGUCAAGGUUCUAAACUGUGACACCAUCACACAAGUGAAGGAGAAGCUUUUGGAUGCUGUGUAUAAAGGAGUCCCUUAUUCACAGAGACCUAAAGCAGGGGACAUGGACCUGGUGAGCACGAUCCCCAGUGACCCCAUGCCCUUCUCUUCCAUCGGUGCAGAGUGGCGGCAGGGCAGGAUGGCUCGGAUAAUACUGCAAGAUGAAGAUGUCACGACAAAGAUUGACAAUGACUGGAAAAGGCUCAACACUCUCGCCCAUUACCAGGUGACAGAUGGUUCCUCUGUGGCCCUGGUGCCCAAGCAGAAUUCAGCUUACAACAUUUCCAACUCCUCCACCUUCACCAAAUCACUCAGCAGAUAUGAGAGUAUGCUCCGGACAGCCAGCAGCCCUGACAGCCUCCGUUCCCGGACCCCCAUGAUCACUCCUGACCUGGAGAGCGGCACCAAGCUGUGGCACCUGGUGAAGAAUCACGAUCACAUGGACCAGCGAGAAGGUGACCGUGGCAGCAAGAUGGUCUCAGAAAUCUACUUGACCCGCCUGCUAGCCACCAAGGGAACCUUGCAGAAGUUUGUUGACGACCUCUUUGAGACCAUAUUCAGCACCGCCCACCGAGGGAGUGCCUUGCCUCUCGCCAUCAAGUACAUGUUUGAUUUCCUGGACGAACAAGCUGAUAAGCACCAGAUCAAUGACUACGAUGUCAGGCACACUUGGAAGAGUAAUUGUCUACCUCUGCGCUUUUGGGUGAAUGUGAUUAAGAACCCCCAGUUUGUGUUUGACAUUCACAAGAACAGUAUUACUGAUGCCUGCCUAUCAGUGGUGGCUCAGACAUUCAUGGACUCCUGCUCAACUUCUGAGCACAAGCUAGGGAAAGACUCUCCCUCCAAUAAACUACUGUACGCCAAGGACAUCCCUAACUAUAAGAGCUGGGUAGAAAGAUAUUAUGCAGAUAUUGCUAAAAUGCCAGCAAUCAGCGACCAAGACAUGAGCGCCUACCUGGCAGAGCAGUCCCGGUUACACCUGAGCCAGUUCAACAGUAUGAGCGCACUGCAUGAGAUCUACUCAUAUAUCACCAAGUACAAGGAUGAGAUUUUAGCUGCUUUAGAGAAGGACGAACAGGCCCGAAGGCAACGGCUGCGGAGUAAGUUGGAGCAGGCAAUUGACACAAUGGCCCUAAGUAGCUGAAAAGGUCGAGAUGGUGCUGCAGACUUCCCUGGCAGUGGACUCUUAAGGGAGAGAGAGAGCGGCAAGUGAGUUGCGGCAGCAAGAAAGCAAUCAAGGAAUACAUUGGGGCCUGGCACCAAACAAUGCACAGAAUCUGCUGCGUCUCAGAACACUUUACACACAACAAACAGCAAAACAACAACAACGUAAGACCGCCGUUCUCAAAAGCAAACGGAGCCUAUCUUAAAGACCUUUUGGAAGGAGCGACGUAGCAAAGAACCUGAAGGACCCCAGGAGAUGUGCAAGGAGGGCCAGUGAGACAAAUCCCUGCUCAGCUGCCACUGCCUCCCUUCUCCGGCUCCCACCAAGGCCUGCUCCAGAUUUGGCAUGGAAGGUUGGGGACUGCACUAACGUCUAGGACAACCUUUUUACAUUAUGGUUUUUCCCCCCAUGGCAGGCGGUUUGGUAGUCUUAUAAUUCCCUGCCCCUUCUCCCUGUACUUCCUUCCUUUCCCGCCUGGACAGCUCCACUCUCUACCUUCUCUUCCAUACUCUCUGGCCUUCUUCCUCUAGUGUUAACUGCUAUAUUUGCACAAUUUCCACAAGCUAGGUUUUGUUUUUGUUUUGUUUUUGAAAAAGAUUUAAAAUAUAUGAGUGUGGGGAGGUUCUAAAUUUUAAACAAAACAUUGCAGGAUAUUUUUUUUAAAUUUUUGUUUCAACAAAAAGAAAGGAGCAUUGCUUGCUUGGGAUAGAAGUGGGGGUGCGUGGAGUCCAAGAGAAGAGCCCCUCUAUCUUUGAUUCUUCCUACACUUUGUCCUGUGCCAUAUUUUAUUUUAAUAACAUUUAGCACAGGCCAAAUUGAUGCUCUUGUUUUGAAUGCUGCUUACGCGGGUGCCGAAGGUUUAAGGUACCCAGAGGGCAAAGAACUUGCAAAAGGGAGGGUGGGCCAUGCAUGGCAAACCCCUGCAGAGAGAUCUUUCCACCUGUUUGUGGUGAAUUACUUUGUGGAAAGUGGCACACUUUUGAGAAAAGUCCCUGCUUUGCCUUUUUAUAGAUUAAGACAGGGCUAGCUGUUUGUAAGCGGAGUUUAGCAACUUUCAAAAGUUCUCAUUGCCCCACCCGCCCCAGAGUAGCCUGCCCCCAGCUGCCCUCAUCUGUACAUUUCCCACUCAUGGGGCAUUUAGACAGAGGGGUAUUGCCACUGCAUAGGCACAAUGAAUGGGGGUGGCUGUUUGAACCAACUCUCAGUAUUUCCCUCUUCCGUUGUAGAGGAAAGGCAUCUUAGUAAGAGAUGCAGUCAGACUUGGUAGGGUCUGGGUCAUGCAGGAAGCCUAGGAGUAGAUGCUUCUUCUGUGUUGUCUCCAUUUCUGGCAGAC
Messenger RNA from Podarcis raffonei (Aeolian wall lizard), 7505 nucleotides. RefSeq names its product plexin A1 (gene PLXNA1). Gene Ontology annotation, biological process: negative regulation of cell adhesion; semaphorin-plexin signaling pathway involved in axon guidance; regulation of cell shape. Gene Ontology annotation, molecular function: protein binding; semaphorin receptor activity. Lineage: Eukaryota; Metazoa; Chordata; Lepidosauria; Squamata; Lacertidae. Gene Ontology annotation, cellular component: semaphorin receptor complex. The transcript has 32 exons. The coding region runs from base 434 to 6151 and encodes 1905 amino acids. The record is from RefSeq and is a predicted model, not a curated record.